Messenger RNA from Exophiala viscosa, 1329 nucleotides. RefSeq names its product Clavaminate synthase-like protein. The transcript is spliced from 3 exons. Lineage: Eukaryota; Fungi; Ascomycota; Eurotiomycetes; Chaetothyriales; Herpotrichiellaceae. The coding region runs from base 4 to 996 and encodes 330 amino acids. Gene Ontology annotation, molecular function: 2-oxoglutarate-dependent dioxygenase activity. The record is from RefSeq and is a predicted model, not a curated record.
GCGAUGACCCAACUUCCUGUCAUUGAUAUGGGUGAUGCUGUUCACCCAGACCUGGAUCGUCGGAAGGCUGUUGCGCGGAAAGUGUGCGAUGCAGCCAUCAGCUCGGGUUUCUUCUAUAUUAGCAAUCACGGCGUCCCAGACGCGGCGGUCGGGUCCAUCAUGACGGAAACGAAACGAUUCUUUCACGACUUGACGUUGGAGCAGAAGAUGGAGUACGACACGGAGAAGCACGACCACUAUUAUGGAUAUUACCCGAUCAAGCUGAACCCGAACCAGCCUGCCGGAGCCAAGCUUAACGAGGGUAUCAACUAUGGUUAUGAGGCUUCUGUGGAUCCGAAUGCUGUGGACCAGCAGAACAAUGGAGACAAUUGGUGGCCUUCGGAAGGUCGACUCCCGGGGUAUCGGGACAACGUCAAUCAAUACAUGGGACAGGCUCUCAAGCUGAGUCGAUGCCUGCUGCGAAUGUUCGCCUUAGGUCUGGGUUUUGGCGAAAACGAAUUCGAUUACCUCGCAACGCGACCCUACUCGAUAUUGAAGAUGGCUCAUUAUCCGGGAGAGUUAUCUGGAACAGAGGAGCCCUCGUCGAUACGUCCCCAUACUGAUUUUGAGCUAUUGACUAUUCUGCUGCAAGACACGGUACCCUCGCUCGAGGUCUUGUCCAAUACUGGACAGUGGAUUCAAGCGAAGCCGAUUCCCGGCACGUUCGUGGUGAACAUUGGCGACUCCUUGUCAAUGCUGACGAACGGGCUCUUCAUGUCAACGAUGCACAGAGUGCUGAAUACAACACGGCGUGCGCGAUACUCGGUGCCUUUUUUCCUAGGUGCAAAUCAGGAAGCGGUCAUCAAGGCGCUCGACAAAUUUGUGACGUCUGAGAAUCCGGCGAGAUUUCAGCCUAUGACUUCUGGUGAAUAUAUUCGGAGGUCGCUACAACUCGUUUACACCAAGCCACACACGGAACUGAUUCAUGAGACCAUUGAAAUUCAAGCGCAAGGAUGAUUGAUGACGACUUGAAGACAUAGGGAUAGUCACAGACUCGCUCUUCCUGCCAGUAGUAUCACGGCCCCGGGCCAGAGAAAGACUCAAGAGACGAGAAGAAUGCCCCUCUUACACCUCAUAUCACAGCACAGGCGAAAAGUGCUUGCAUCAAAAAUAUUGGCCGAAAUGUCCCUCGCUUGGUGUGACAGGCCGAUGUAGACAUUGACACGAGGCUAGCCGUGACACCUUCUUGCACUCAACUUCUCUCCGCGCUGUGUUACGGCCCACAACUCUUUAUAUUUUUCUCUCAACAUGGCAAUGGCUGCAAGAACGCGAGUGCGGGUUGGAUGACAG